AUGAGUUCUGACGUCAUAGUCGGAUUCAUCGUCGUCAUCACUGCUGCUCUGUGGACCAAUGAAGCGACUCUCAGACCUUCAUAUGAUCCUGGAUUAUAUCCAACUUCUACAUUAUCGUGGAAACAAAAACAUUUGAAGAAGGGAAACUACAUCUCUUUCGUUGGGCCAUCGUGGAAAUACGGCAAGAAAAUAAUUAAGCAUGCUUAUCUUGUAGUUCCGAAGACUGGGUCGUCUUCAUCAUCUUCUUCUUCAUCUUCUUCAUCAUCAUCAUCGUCAUCAUCCCCAUCGUCAUCAUUAUCAUCACAACUGAUCACUCUGAGCGAUAAUACGUGGAUAAUAUCGUUUAAGAAGAAGUUGACGGUCGUCAGCGUUAAAGUGACUGUUGGAUCUUUGCUCGAUCAAACUCCAAUGAACGCUUUCAAAAUUCUCGUCAUUGAUAACCUGGACCAGAUAAACUGGCAGGCCAGCGGCGAGAAGAACUCCGAUCAAUUCUGCAACAAGAACUCGAAUAACUUUGCGCCCUUCGGCUCGAAAACCUUCAAGUGUUUUCCGCAGGCCGUCCGCGGAAAGUUUCUUGUCAUCUCCGGGCCCAAAUCAUUAUUCAAGACAUCCGGCUUGUUCAAAGUUGAGAUAGUGACGGAAGAGCAAGCCGAUCACGUGAUAGCCGAAACCAGCAAGAAUCAUGUCUGGACAGUAGCAGGGCUUUUGACUGUUUCCAGCGACCAAGCGACAUCCGGGACGGCAAUUAGUGGGGAGAAAAGCGAAGACUGCCAGGAGGAAGGGUCUGCCUCAGCUGAUAAUGACAAUGGGGCCGACAAGACGAAGAUAAACAAAUUAAACAACAAUGAUAAUAAUAAUAAUAAUAAUAACAGUUAUGAUUAUGAUAUCGGGAAUGGAAAUGUUGAUAAUGAUCGCGUUAUUCGCACUGGUGGCGGUGAUGAGGCCAGCAAACCCAGAAAAAAACCCAAAGGUUAUUUUUACGCUCACAACAAGAACAAGAACAACAAGAAUAACAAUAACAAUAAUAAAAUCUCAUUUUUUGACGGAGGCAGACCAAAAUACAAAAAUAAUAACAACUACUACUACUACAAUCCCAACAACAACAAUAAUAAUAAUAAUAAAGUUAACCACGACGAAGAAUGCAUUACAUUGGAUGAAAUCAACCACAAUAGAAAACAUCAAGGCAAACCUUAUUUUCCCGCCAAAAAUCAUUUUCCCGCCAGACCUCACUUUCCCACCAAAUUUUAUUUUCCCACCAAGCCUCAAAAGCCCGCCAAAAAGAUUUACGACCAUGACGUCAUAGCUACGUCAAUCGGCGGCGGUAGUGGUGGCGGUAGUUAUGAUAACGAUUACGAUAGCCAUGAUAAUGAUGUUAAUAAUAAUAAUCAUAAUAAUAAUAUUAAUUUCAAUUAUGGUCAUAAUUUCGGUCUUCCUAAUAAACAGGUCUUCAGUGCUGAUGACGAUUACGACGGUAAUGAUAACGAUUACAAUAAGAAACACGGCGGCCAUAAUAAUAAUAAUAAUAAUAAUAAGUUUGUUGGUUCAAGAGCCAAGAAAUUUAUAAACGCAAACAAACUCGGACACAACAACAACAACAACAACAACAACAACAACAAUAACAAUAAUAAUGAUAAUAAUAAUAAUAAUAAUAAUAACAACAACGGAGACUAUUACGAUUCUGGCAAGGAUGAUUACAACAACAAAAUCAGAUACCUGUUAAACAAGCACAACAAUAACUACAAUAACAAUCGCGAUAAAUAUAGCAACAAAAAUAAUAAUAAUAAGUAUAAUAAUAAUAAUAAUAAGUAUGAUUACAUAUGCGAGCACCCUGAGCACAACUUCUUACACCCCGGCCAGGAUGAAAGCCCCAAAAUCACCCCCAAAAAGUUUUACCCCAAAAAAUUAAAAAUUGGAAUAAAUUAUGAUAAUAAUAAUAAUAACAAUAAUAGAAAUAAUAAUAACAAAGGGGUGUUAAUUGACCAUGGUGGGCUGUAUGGCGAUAAUAGAGAUGAUUUCGGGGUGAGCGUUAAAAAGGGUGUAUUAGCUGUUUUAAAAGGUAAAAAGUUCGGCGGUCAUGAUGAUGAUCAUCGUGAUCGUCACCAGGAUGAACAGCUUGGCGGAAAUAUCAAUGUACAAGUCGAACAGGAUAAAAUGAAAGCAAUAACAACAACAAGACUUGGCCGUCGGCAAGAAGAAGAGGAAGAUCAGCAGCAGUACACCGUCGAAGAAAUGACGAAAACCUUCAUCGUAAACAUUCAGGAGGGCAUGGUCAUCGAUGGGGGCUACUUAUUUGACCUUGAGAUGGAGGUCACGAUUGUGAAGGUCAUUGUCGAGUUCGAUGAAAGUUACGUCGGAAUGAUAGAUAAUAGGAAAACGACAAGAGGUUACAACAGUGAGUGCAUAUCCAGCAUUAAGUUGAUCAAUGAGGUUUGGCAGAUUAAGUUCAACCGCCAGCUAACCGUAACCGAAGUCCGCCUAACAAGUGGCCUGAGAUCUAACAGCAUAAAAUCUCUAAGAAAUUUUGACAUAUUCGUGUCAAAGGCGCCAUACUCAUCGAAAUCCCCGCCAUUUUUGUACAAACUCUGUGCUAAAAAUAGACAGGAUUUUCCGCCCGGAAAUACCAGAAGUUUCAAAUGCCUGGACGAAAAUAGCCUAGUCGGGAAUUACCUGAUUAUAAAGGGGUUAAGUGGGAUUUUCCGGAGGUAUGAUAUUGUGAAGGUGGAGGUCUUUGCACUGGAGUCUUAUGAAAAGAUUACAGCUAUUCUUGUAGACGAAAAGGAAUGGUUACUAUAUGGAACAAAAAUUUAUGACGAAACUGAAAGAAACCAUUACGAGCAAGACCUGGAUGUAAUCUUGAGAGGAAAAGAAAAAGAAAAACCGAUCAUGGUGCCGAAAGUUAAAAAACCAUGCAAGCAUAAGCACCGACAUAAAACACCAAAACCAGCAAAACCUGUUGGGAAGAAUAAGAAAGACCUGAGAGAUAUCUGCGAAUUUGUACAUCCGUUCAAGAGACACGUUACAAGAUUGAGACCCACUAGUCACCAAAACUCUCCUACUAUGACGAACGGCGACGGUUUAGGAGACGAUUUCAACGACAAACCUGGCCGCGGGAUCAUGAUUGGAGGUCAGCCAGACUACCGACAUCCAAAGAGACACGGAGACCACUACCACGGCCAAAAUGGAGAUAUAAUAUAUGGUUUAUAA
Helobdella robusta is the source of this 3204-nucleotide messenger RNA. RefSeq lists its product as hypothetical. Lineage: Eukaryota; Metazoa; Annelida; Clitellata; Rhynchobdellida; Glossiphoniidae. The record is from RefSeq and is a predicted model, not a curated record. The transcript is spliced from 20 exons. The coding region runs from base 1 to 3204 and encodes 1067 amino acids.